Seminavis robusta is the source of this 2493-nucleotide messenger RNA. Lineage: Eukaryota; Bacillariophyta; Bacillariophyceae; Naviculales; Naviculaceae. The record is from the annotation of a GenBank genome assembly.
AUGGCAUCCUAUAGCAAUACGGAGAGUGAGCUUAUGGAGCUGCUUCAGCUCAUGCGAAAACACAAGAAUCAGCCACGGCUGGCAUACAUCCUAGCCUCUUCUUCAGUGGAACACACAAAGGGAGAACUCUUGGCUGAUGUGCUCGACUUUGCAAGAGGAAUGCUCGAAAUGCACACUGACUCUGUCCAAUCAUGCACGUCGAUUUUGUUUUCAAACGCAAACAGCGGUAUCAAUGGAAGCGCUAGCAAAGCAACACGGAGACAGCCAUUAUCGCCAGCAGCGCGUCAGGAUACUCCCUACAAACGCAAAGAUGCAGUCAGUUCCACCAAGUCGCACCAGAAAAACAAAAUGGGGGAGAGCAAGGACGACGUACGAGUACUGGUCAAGCCAUCACUAGCACUGGUAGAUAAGAGAGAUGAUGAUGAGAAUCGUACUGUGGAUCCUCCAGUUGUUAUCAUCGCUGACAGCGCCGAAGAUCUACCCGACAAACCUGAAACAAUCUACACCAUGCAAGGGCAGUCAGAAGAGGCCACUCUUCUCAAGCCUCGUUAUAAGCAUAACCAUGAUAAGCAUAACAGUGAUAACAAGAAAGAUGGCAUCUUGGCAACCACGGAAAAAUCAAAAACUCGGAUCAGUUCAAUACAACAUGUAUCCUCUACGCCAAGAAGCUCCCCAGAAAAGAUUGGAAGCCCCAGGCAGACUGGUAGCCCUAGGCAGACUGGUACUCGCAGCAUUCAGAGGUUGUCGUCGCCUUCGUCAAGACUGGGGACCCCCACCACCACCACGACAAGGCUUCGAUACGAUCGCUACUCAUUUUCGCCGACCCGUGACACGGAUUCCAUGGACGUGCAUGCCCCAAGACAAAGAGAGUCUCGGUAUGGAACCACAAGUACGACCAAGCGAAUUCCCAUUGAGUUUACAGUCGGCAACACAACAACGACAACAUUGGUAUCCGAGACCCAGUCACAUACAUCAACACUCGCAACCAGACCAACUCCUACAAGAAGGCAGAGAUCGAUCGUUCCUCCUGAUCCUACUGCUGCUUCUCCAGUUCCUAUUACUUCUCCACUUGCAUCGCCUGCGAGCAGGAAGAAACAUGUAAUGAACAUUCAAGGCUACAAGUUGGAUAGCCCCGCAAGUCAAAAACGUGACACAAGGCUCGUUCAGAAUGACAGUUUCUCGGAUGCGACCAUCAUUCGUCAUGACGACAGAGCAAUACGUACCAGUACCACUUCGGCUGUCAUUGCAACGAUGAGAAUUGACGACAAUGACACAAGAAACAACUUACAAACUUUCACCGAGGAAAAAAUGGCACAACCCCCACCAGCUGUUCUUACACGAAGACCGAGUCCCAUUAGGCAAAGGAUCUCGCAAGAAGCCCCUAUGCAUACUCUAGAGGAACCAGUAGGCAUGUCGCCGCCACCAUCCAGUGUGAUAACGCGGCGACCAAGCCCAGGGAGGCAGAGGUUCACCAAUGAUACUGUCUCUAUCAACAAGAAGAAGACAGUUGCCACCACCAGCAUGGAAAACUUUGGCUUGCCACGGUCAACUGUGAUGUCGCCACCUCCGACGAAACUCACGACAUCCCUGGCGAAUACCAACCCCAGCAACAAGAAGCUGAAGGCACAGUCUCCGACCCAAAAACAGACUGCCACCACUACUACCGGUAUGACUGGAGAUACCGGCAGUGGUCGAAGACGAAGCUCUCCUACGAGUAGAAGACCAAGCUCUCCCACGAGUAGAAGGCCAAGCUCUCCCACGAGUAGAAGACCGAGCCCACCCAGCGGUGGUAAAUCGAGGUUCAGCUCCUCCUCCCCAUCACCGUCACCGCGAGGUAGGAAGAAACCAGAUGCUGCUUCAAAUUUGCAAGGUCUGUCUUCCGCAAGGCCGGAGAUGUCAGUGUCACCCACACCCAGGUCAGCACCAACACCCAGGCGGCGCAAUUGCCCCCAAAAGUUGGUACUCAGCAACCGACGCUGCUUAUUUGAUGGAACUUUGGCCACCAGCAGGCUCCAGCAUUCCAAAGGAUUGAAAAUAGAAACACUAGAAAAGAACAUUGUGUACUUGGGCCUGCAAGGUCUUAUCAGCGGGUCCAGUGGUGUCUUGCUACCGCAUUGCUUCUUUGGAUGGGAUGGGUGGGUAGAUCUACCCUAUGACCAGCAACAAACUUUCAAGUACUACGUCCGUGCGAAAAGCUCUUCCUUUCAGCAUUUCGCAGAGUGUCUGAAGCCGGCAGUACAGAGUCCUGGUGACAAAGGCAAGGCUGCUAUACCCAUCUUUUGGAGUGAUCCUUCUGAGAGUGCGUUUGAUCCGUACAGGUCGGCUAGAAGUGUUUUGAGCUUCUAUGUGGGUCACUAUCUUUUGACAAAUCUGGAAGAGUUUGAUCUAUGGCUCAACUACAAGGGCGUUUCUUGUCGUGCGGCUCUAACUUUUGCCUUUCAUCAUUGGGAUGAUGAUCUGGAGAAGAGAAUCGACUCGAUUUCUGAGAACUGA